UCGACACCACGACACAUGCUUUUCCAGGAUUGUUUUUGAGAACCUCCCUGUCCACCUGUGAUUGCUGCUAAGGAGCUGCAUUCCCGUACCCCGGGAAUAUCAUGUGGUUAAUAUAUGUCCGUCGUCGGAAGCAACGGGAAGGAUGAACAUCCCCGCAACCCCGCUUUCCCGUGGCGGAGUCCCUGGCAUUCGUGCUCCGCCCCACGGUAUGCCGACAAUAAGGAGAAGCCGAGAGUCCGUCACAGUUGGUGGGGUUCGGUAUAAAUAACGUGGUUUCGUCCCGGCAGAUCCCGUGGGCACAAUUGCACGUUACCUUCUCAUCCAGGCAUUGCAGACCAGAGAGACAUAGAAACCAUGGCGGGAGAAGACAAGGUCCAUUUCUUCGACAUCACCAGCAUCAAUGAGGGACCCCUCAAGGCGUGGUCUCCCAACACCUUCCGCACCCGCCUCGUCCUCAACUUCAAGCGCAUCCCCUACACUCAAUCCUUCCUCUCCUACCCUGAUAUCGCCCCAACUCUCCAAUCCCUCUCCGUUCCCCCAGUCACCAAGCAAUACGUCCCCUACGCCCUCCCCGCCAUAAUCCACAAGCCUUCCCUCUCCGCCAAAAACCCCACCCACUUUGCCAUCAGCGACAGCCUCCAGAUAGCCCUACACCUCGAAUCCGCCUUCCCAGCACCCGAGUACCCCUCCCUCUUCCCGACCCCGGCAAGCUACCCGCUCGCUAUGGCUGUCCUCAAGCUCAUGACCGAAAUCAUGGCCAAACAGUCCCCUAUCGGCCUCCCUAAGGUCCCCGCCUACCUCGACCCUCGCGGCCAAGAAUACUUCAACCGCACCCGCGCGCAGCUCUUCGGCAAGCCGCUCCCUGAAUUAGCCGCCAGGGGUGACGAGCUCGAACGUGUAUGGGAGGCUGUCACGGAGAUCCUGUCCACGCUCGGGACCAUGCUGCGCGGCGAGCCGGGGAAGCAGAAGACCGGUCCGUUCUUCGAGGGUGAUAAGGCCGGAUAUGCGGACUUGUUGGUUGCGGCGUUUAUGGUGUGGUAUUCAAGGAACGAUAGAAAUGAUUGGGAGAGGAUUAUGAGCGUGGGCGAAGGAGAGUUUCAGAGGUUAUGGGAUGCGUGCUUGCCUUGGUUAGACGGUCAGGGAGAGGAGAUUGAGUGGGAGGUUCCAAAGGCCUAGACUUGGCCUUGCCUAGAAUAUUUAGGAUGAAAAGAGUUGCGGCACGACAGAUAUCAUCGCAGGAUGAUAAUGAAAUGAUAUCCAUGGAACAAUGGCAAGUUUUUUUUUUUCGCUUCUCUCGAGGGAUAGUAUUAAGUAACAUAGACAUAGGUAUUGUGCCUGCCUGCCAUAGCACCUAAAUUAUGCAAUGUAAUUAGUUAAGCCAA
Coccidioides immitis RS is the source of this 1382-nucleotide messenger RNA. Its product is annotated as glutathione S-transferase. The transcript has 2 exons. NCBI's taxonomy places the organism in Eukaryota, Fungi, Ascomycota, Eurotiomycetes, Onygenales, Onygenaceae. The coding region runs from base 355 to 1176 and encodes 273 amino acids. The record is from RefSeq and is a predicted model, not a curated record.